AUGAUCAUGUCUGCCUUAGAGCAAGAGCUCAGGGCCAAGGUUCAGCCCACGGAGGGGCCCUUUGGGCUCAUUAUCGCGCCCUCGCGAGAGCUGGCGCACCAGACUUACGAGGUGAUCGAGUUCUACACCGACCACCUGGCCGAGUACCAUCGAGAGUUUCCCAAGCUCCGAUCUGUGCUGACGAUUGGCGGCUUGAGCACCGGGACGCAGGCGAUGGCCAUCAAGAAGGGGUGCCACAUGGUGGUGGCCACUCCAGGCCGCUUGAAUGAUCUGCUGAACAAGAAAAAGAUGUCGCUGGCACAGUGUCAAGUCCUGGUCCUGGACGAGGCCGAUCGCAUGAUCGACCUGGGAUUCGAAGAGGAGAUCCGAAACACCUUGGACCACUACCGAGGAUUUCGUCCUGGAGUGAUGCUUCAGACCCACUGCCCAGGGUUGAAGCAUUGCAUUCUUCCCAUUGAUCAUGUGGAAACAGCCGCGGCAGAACCGAUUGCGGCCGCCGCAACUCGCGGACCAUGGGCUGCCAUGGUGGGCUCAUCAAGUCGGAACUUUGGGAAGAUCAAGCUCCAGAUGCACACGGACAUCAAGCUCCGGUCCUUUCCCCAGAAUUUGAUGGAUUUUGCCAAGACUGCCCUGGUGGAUGCCGUGGUCAUCAACGUGGGUCGCGCAGGCGCCGCUAACUUGGAUGUGAUCCAAGAGGUGGAGUAUGUGAAGCAAGAGGCCAAGCUGGUGUAUUUGCUGAAAUGUUUGCAGAAGACACCGCCGCCUGUCUUGAUCUUUUGCGAGAACAAGUCUGACGUGGACGAUGUGCACGAGUAUCUGUUGUUGAAGGCGGUCGAGGUAGUGGCGAUCCACGGCGGCUUGGACCAGGAGGAGCGCCACGAGGCGAUCCGAUCCUUCAAGGAAGGCUCCAAGGACGUGCUCAUUGGCACGGAUGUGGCGUCGAAAGGAUUGGACUUCCCCGCCAUUCAGCACGUGAUCAACUUUGAUAUGCCAAAGGAGAUCGAGAACUAUGUGCAUCGCAUUGGUCGAACUGGCCGGUGUGGCCGAACUGGUGUGGCGACUACCUUCGUGAACAAGAACCAAGACGAGACCAUUUUGUUGGACUUGAAGGCCUUGCUGCUCGAAGCUGGUCAGCACGUGCCACCCUUCCUCAUGCAGCUGGACUCCGCGGCCGGAGGACGAGAGGAGGAAGAGAUUGGUGGCGUCAAGGGCUGCGCUUAUUGCGGUGGCUUGGGCCACCGGAUUUCCGAUUGCCCCAAGCUGGAGACCACGCGGCAGAAGACCACCUCCGCCACCAAGGUCCCGUCCUAUGCCGUUCUGGGUGGGGGGGGUGAGGAGUGGGGGGGGUAA
Molecule: messenger RNA, 1350 nt
Organism: Durusdinium trenchii
Lineage: Eukaryota; Dinophyceae; Suessiales; Symbiodiniaceae
Source: the annotation of a GenBank genome assembly